Messenger RNA from Dimorphilus gyrociliatus, 503 nucleotides. NCBI's taxonomy places the organism in Eukaryota, Metazoa, Annelida, Polychaeta, Dinophilidae. The record is from the annotation of a GenBank genome assembly.
AGAAGGUGAUUGGACAGAUUUGUAGACUACUAAGAGCGCGAAAUCGGCCAUAUUUCUCUACUUUUCUCAAGUAAAAGCCCAAUUUUUUGACUCAAACAACAAUGUCUGGUCGCGGUAAAGGAGGAAAGGCAAAACAAAAGUCAAAAUCGAGAUCUAAUCGUGCUGGUUUACAGUUUCCAGUCGGUAGAAUUCACAGACUUCUACGCAAAGGUAACUAUGCCGAGAGAGUCGGAGCAGGAGCUCCGGUCUACAUGGCAGCAGUCAUGGAGUAUCUGGCUGCGGAAGUGCUAGAGUUGGCGGGAAAUGCUGCUCGUGAUAAUAAGAAAUCUCGUAUUGUUCCCCGUCAUUUGCAGCUAGCUAUUCGCAACGACGAAGAAUUGAAUGUUCUACUGUCGGGCGUAACUAUUGCUCAAGGAGGGGUCCUGCCAAACAUUCAGUCUGUUCUUUUGCCAAAGAAAACUGGCAGUAGCGCCAAUCCGUCAAGCCAAAGUCAAGAAUAUUAG